UCGCGGAGUGUGAAUCGAUCCGUUGGACUAUGGAGAAGAAUGUCAGCAAAAAAGAGGAGCCCGAGCUGAGGCUUCAUAUCAGGCAGCUGAUGACAGCUCUCUGCCCCCUGCUAGGUGUCUUCGUGGCGGGCCUUUCGUCAGGGUACAGCGCUGUGCUGCUACCUCAGCUGAACUCGCCGACUUCGAGGCACAAUCGUACAUCGACGAAUUUCACUUCUGACAGCGAUAUCACGGUGUCCAGCAUCGACGAGGAAUCUUGGAUUGCGUCGUCGACGAUCCUCUUAAUGACGCCGGGCUGCUGGCUAUCUGGAUUCCUGAUGGAGAAGUUGGGUAGAAAGAGGUCCACGAGUGUCCUCUUCCCUGUGUCUUUGAUCGGAUGGCUGACAAUUGGCCUAUCCAACAACAUCGCUUGCCUGCUAAUCGGAAGGCUAAUCUCCGGCUUGUCUGCAGGAGCUUUCGGCCCGGUAACUACAGUCUACAUCAGCGAGACGUCGGAUCCGGUGCUGCGCGGAUUCCUACUCGGCCUGAUCACGUUAACCCUCUCGGCCGGCAUCUUUGUGGUCCACUUCGUUGGCGUCUGGCUGCACUGGCGAACGACCGCGCAUAUCUGCACAACCUUCGUGUUUAUCAGCUGGUUGACUUGCUUCAUGUCUCGGGAAAGUCCCACGUGGCUGAUCAGCAAAGGCUCGACGGACCAGGCGCUUCAGUCCUGGGUGUACCUUCGGGGAUGGGGAACGCUGAGCGAGUAUCAGGCUCUGCAGAACUCGAAGAACUCUAGAAGAACACCUGCGAAACGUUCGGUUUACUCGAAACUGAAGAGGACGCUGUCUUCUAGACGCUUUCUGUGGCCCCUAGGUGUCUUGACCGUGUUCUUCUUCACCUCCCAAUUCUCGGGGUUCAACGUUGUCGUCUUCUACUCCGUUGACAUGCUGAUGGAAGUGACUGGACCGGAGUACGCUUAUUUAGGCACCAUGAUCAUCGAUGUGAUUCGGUUAAUUACGUGCAGUGUUGGUUGCUAUUUGAUCAGAAUAUGUAACAGGAGGACUCUGACCUUGUUGUCCGGAUGUGGAACAGCUUCCUCUUUGUUUCUAUUGAGUCUUUCUUUGUAUCUGAAUAUCUGCAGACCUUGGUGGCCUGGUUUCUUGCUAGUGCUCUAUAUCGUGUUCCUGACGAUUGGCCUGGCACCUCUGCCGUGGAUACUCUGCGGGGAACUGUUCCCCAGGAAAUUCAGGGGCCCCGGGUCCGGGAUCACUUCCGGUCUGGCGUUCGCGUUCUUUUUUGUGGUUGUGAAAAUCGCGCCGGCGAUGUUUGUAGCGUUGCAGCCGCACGGAACUUUCGCAAUUUACGGUGUUAUAACGGUACUCGGGACGGGGUUCCUGUACCUGACGCUGCCGGAAACAAAGGACAAGACCCUGCAGGAGGUAGAGAGUGCCUUCGAUAGAAAGUCGAGCGAGUUUGACGCCGAGAAUGCGGAGAUCACGACCGAUAAAAAUCGACGUAUCAAACACGCUGAAACCUAGCCCGGAACCUCAACGAGCGUGUUUCCUCCUGGAACUAGACAGUUUUUCAUUCCUCCGCAGUAUUAACGAUUGCGAACUGUGACAUUUAGCUAGAAGCAAGUCUGGGUAUUGAGAGUCACAUGUGUUUAUAAUUAACGCGAUGCUGUCAAGAACGUUUAAGCGUCGAGUUUCUUUUAAGAUAGAGUGACUGGUGUCGCGGUUGCAAUUUUUAUAAUAAGAAAGGCGAUUUUGGAGUUGGAGAGAGUAAAAUUAUUCUUUCUGGAAAUACCGCUUGUGACCUGUAUAUUUGAAGUGUUAAGAAGUGUAAUGGAAAUGUUAUAGUAUCAUCAGGCAUGAAUAAACGAUGUUAUAGGUAUUUUCAGCGCGUAAUUCAUGUAACGAUUCAUUGAAUAUUUUUAUAGCCGAGAUUCCCAACCGCGAGUUUAGUAUUACCUUCGUUUAAGGCUUCGUUCGAUGGCCUCUAUUUUCACUAUCAAUUAUCCUUCUAAUUAGCGCUCAAUCAAUUUUACCAGCGAUAGAAAAUCAGGUUGAAAUCUGAUAAGGAAUAGGAUCCCAUAUCGAAUUCCAACGUGUGCUAAUUAUAAAUUACUGCAAUCCGACUCCUUCAUUCGGUAGUAUUAUCUCUCUGCUGAAUAAUUCGAUUCCUGCGCGUUACGUGAAGAGUAUCUGAUUGAACAUGAGAAUAUUCGGUCUGUAAUUUUUCCUUUAUUAAGCUACCACGAGUGCUGCGCUCCGAAUAUACCGAAUGAAUAUUACGUUCGU
Messenger RNA from Nomia melanderi (Alkali bee), 2282 nucleotides. RefSeq names its product facilitated trehalose transporter Tret1-2 homolog. The record is from RefSeq and is a predicted model, not a curated record. Gene Ontology annotation, molecular function: transmembrane transporter activity. Lineage: Eukaryota; Metazoa; Arthropoda; Insecta; Hymenoptera; Halictidae. Gene Ontology annotation, cellular component: membrane. Gene Ontology annotation, biological process: transmembrane transport.